AGGCAGCGGGGAGCAAGCGGCGCGGGCACGGCGGCCGAGGCAGCCCGGCCCUUCAAGCACCAUGUCCGCCGCUCCGGCCAGCAACGGGGUGUUUGUCGUCAUCCCGCCCAGCAACGCCAGCGGCCUCCGCCAGCCCCCAGCCAUCCUGCCCACCUCCCUGUGCCAACCCCCCGGGGCCCUGCAGUUCGAGGAGCCGCCGCUGGGGGCGCAGACGCCAAGGGCUGCGCAGCCGCCCGACCUGCGGCCCAUGGAGACGUUCCUGACCGGAGAGCCCAAAGCAUUAGGGACCGUCCAGAUCCUCAUCGGCCUCAUCCACCUGGGCUUCGGCAGCGUGCUGCUCAUGGUCCGCCGCGGCCACGCGGGGAUGCUCUUCAUCGAAGGAGGCGUCCCCUUCUGGGGAGGAGCCUGCUUUGUCAUCUCUGGGUCGCUCUCAGUGGCAGCCGAGAAGAGCCACACCAGCUGCCUGGUGAGGAGCAGCCUGGGGACCAACAUUCUCAGUGCCAUGGCGGCCUUUGCGGGGACGGCCAUCCUGCUCAUGGACUUUGGCGUCACUAACUGGGAUGUGGGCAGGGGCUAUCUGGCCGUGCUUACCAUCUUCACCAUCCUCGAGUUCUUCAUCGCGGUCAUUGCCACCCACUUUGGGUGCCAAGCCACCCGCGCUCAAGCCAACACGCCUGUGAUUUUCCUGCCCAGCGCCUUCAGCACUGACUUCAACAUCCCCAGCCCCGCAGCCUCUCCGCCCCCCGCCUAUGACAAUGUGGCCUAUAUGCCCAAGGAGUCAUCCGAGUAGAGGUCCCUCCGCGGGUUGGAAGCCAGCCAUUCCCCUGUGGGCCCAGCCUCCCCAGCCCGCACCGCGUUAAUCUGGGGGCACCCCAACCCCCCACCCCAUUCCUCACAUUGUGGCACCCAAGUGAAACAUUCCCCGGGGACGUCUGUCCCAGAC
This is a messenger RNA of Mustela erminea (ermine), 943 nucleotides long. It is a transcript of the gene MS4A15, whose product is annotated as membrane spanning 4-domains A15. Lineage: Eukaryota; Metazoa; Chordata; Mammalia; Carnivora; Mustelidae. Gene Ontology annotation, biological process: cell surface receptor signaling pathway. The transcript has 7 exons. Bases 62 to 790 code for a protein of 242 amino acids. Gene Ontology annotation, cellular component: plasma membrane. The record is from RefSeq and is a predicted model, not a curated record.